ACCGAGGCCCGGCAGUCAUCCUCACCUGAGACAGGUGCACAGAAGCACACAUUAGUCUAUUCCUCCCGCCACCUGCACACGCUUCUCCUUUGGAUUAUAACUCUGUGGUUUUCUUUGAGCUCGGCACUUCUGAUCAAAUCAGGACUGGCCAUGGCGGCCACAUGCGAACUGAGCAACAUCCUCACCAACGUGAUGAGCACCAUGUACCAGACUGAGGAGUCACAGCAUAGUCUGUGUCACGGACCACUGCUGGGAGUCCAGCUUCCCAGUGAGGUGCUAGCUCACAGCAGCUGGUAUAGUGUUCUUCCUCAACUUUGGACUAAGAACCAUGUGCUGGAGUGGAUCAGCUAUCAUGUUGAGAAGACCAACUAUGACGCCAGCACCUUGAACAUGUCCUUCUGCAGCAUGGAUGGCAGUGAGCUGAGUCGCCUCUCCCGAGAAUCCUUUCUCAGUAUAUUUGGGCCACUUGGUGAUCACCUGUACCGCAAUCUGCGUGAGCUCUGUGGCUUUGAUGAUGAGCUCAAUUCCCUCUUUAAUGACAUCAAUGACAUCCUCCCAAUAGACGAUGGCAGCCAGAGUCUGCUUGAGACUGUCAGAUUUGGGACAACCCUGGAGUCCAACCUCAGUCACCUGGAGGACAAAGAGUCUUAUGAUGCCCUUAAUCUACUAGUCAACUCGUCUUCAUGGAGCGACCUUGGGUAUGAGUCUGGUCCAACCUCUCCAGACAGCCUCGACAGCUCUAGCGCAGCAUCCUUGAGGUUUCAGAUUCCUCGAUCUCCAGACUCCGGUGGAAGUGACUCAGAUAUUGACUGCACAGAUGUCAAGCCAACAAUCAUGCCAGAAUCCUUUGUGAAGACUGAGAGAAAUGACUGCAAACCAUAUAAAAGAGGAAGGGGAAGGCCCCGCAAGAUGAGCCGGGGUGCAGUGGAUUGUCUGGAGGUGAAGAAGAGCAAGCAUUCUCCAAGAGGAACUCACCUGUGGGAGUUUAUCCGGGACAUUCUCAUCUACCCAGAACUGAACAACGGGCUCAUGAAAUGGGAGGACCGCACUGAGGGGGUCUUUAAAUUUCUGAAGUCAGAGGCUGUAGCACAACUGUGGGGGCAGAAGAAGAAGAACAGCAGCAUGACGUAUGAGAAGCUCAGCCGGGCAAUGAGGUACUACUACAAGAGGGAGAUCCUGGAGCGUGUGGAUGGCCGCAGACUGGUGUACAAGUUUGGCAAGAAUUCCAGUGGCUGGAAGCUGGGAGAGGUGGCUGCGCACAGCUAGGCCGACACCGCAAGUGGAAUGUGCCUCCUGGCCGAGCCGAGGUCUUGUGCACCAGGGACUAUAGUUGUAACAUACCCUUUGAGACACUUGGGCCCUCUUUGAGAGGACAUGACUGCGUCUGCGCCUUUUUUUGGUGCUUUUAAAAAUGUAAGCCAAUGUUGUGGCUAAAGUAGGUUGUAUGAACCACGUUUAUAUUAUUCUUAACUCCAGAUGGAACACUUGUGUAUAUGUAUAUAUACUUUAUUAAUACAGAAGACAAGAUGCAUAUGAAUAUAUGCUUCAUAAGACUAUCAUUUGUAUCAUAAAACUUCUGGCUGGCUGUUAAAGGGACAUUGGUCACUUGGAGUUAGCACUUCCUACUCUGGCUUCUAACACCAACAGCUUUCCCUCCGUGGACUUCUGAUAGCUUAUGUGUCUUCAAGAUAUAAUAUCUUCUUUACUAUAAUGGUUGGCAACAAAAAGGAUUGGAUGCCCCAUCACGCCCUCAACUCCCCACCUGAAAUUGAGAAUUAUAACUUCUUCCAGAAAGUGGGGGAUACUACAAAAACCUGAGAAACAGCAACAUCAGGACGGGAAUGGGGAGCGAGUGCCUACUAACCCCUAGCUCUUCAGGUCCUUGACUGGCCACUUCAUACAGCAAGCUGAGUGAACAGAUGUGCUAAUGAGAGGAAACAAUUCAGCUGGACUGGUUAACCUUGUUUAUUUUAUUAUAUUGUCUGAAGUAUUUUAUGUCUGUAAAAAAGUUUAUCUCUAAAGUGCCUUGUUAAAAAGUGUAAAUACAUAUUUUGUACAAUGUAAUACUAUUUUGCAAAUAAAUGAAACUUCUUUAAAACAUAAA
Polypterus senegalus (gray bichir) is the source of this 2104-nucleotide messenger RNA. RefSeq names its product E74-like factor 3 (ets domain transcription factor, epithelial-specific) (gene elf3). Bases 151 to 1266 code for a protein of 371 amino acids. Gene Ontology annotation, molecular function: DNA-binding transcription factor activity, RNA polymerase II-specific; sequence-specific DNA binding. Lineage: Eukaryota; Metazoa; Chordata; Cladistia; Polypteriformes; Polypteridae. Gene Ontology annotation, cellular component: nucleus. The record is from RefSeq and is a predicted model, not a curated record. Gene Ontology annotation, biological process: regulation of transcription by RNA polymerase II; cell differentiation. The transcript has 9 exons.